This is a messenger RNA of Anneissia japonica, 3138 nucleotides long. RefSeq lists its product as uncharacterized. Bases 875 to 1561 code for a protein of 228 amino acids. The transcript has 2 exons. The record is from RefSeq and is a predicted model, not a curated record. Lineage: Eukaryota; Metazoa; Echinodermata; Crinoidea; Comatulida; Comatulidae.
UUUAAGUCGGUUAUUUUUUUUAUGUAUUAUACAGACACGUUCUCUUUACGGAUGCCAUCUUCAAUAAUGAGCCACGUGCUAACGUGGUAAGCUUUGCUCAGAGCAUGGUGAUGAUACAUCUAUGCUCAGAGAUAGCGAUUAGGAACAUUAUUGAGUUGAUGUGUAAACAUCGCGACUAGUCUCAAAACACGAUUGUUCCGUUUAACUAAACUUUAUUGACCGAUGGGAGCAAGAAGAGUUUGUUCUGUACUUUGUGUGUGUUUUCUCUUUGGUCUAUUUUGCCUGAUCAAAUACAGCUAUCAUUGUUAUCAUUAACGGUACAGUUCGAAAUGUGAUUUUCAAUUUGUUCGCAAGUAGAACACACUAUGGAACUACAGCGUUUAUAUCAACAGUAUGGCUUUUCUUGGUCAUUCUGGAGUUUGUUUAAUAUUAGGAAUGGAUGCAUAGGCCCAUUAUGUCGACGCAGAUUGAUUAUAUUUACAGUCGCAUAGGAUGAAUUGUACCAUUCAUACACACACACUUGGUGGUAUCAAAGUUGCUACGAUACGCACGGAAGUAGAGGAUAUAUCUAUUAAUUAAAUGGUACAUCUGUAAAUACAACAGUAAUUUGGAAUGUGAUGUAGGUUAGUAAUAAUCGAAUUUCCAGAACUAAUAUCUUCCGGUAAUACCCGCAGUGAUGCAGUCAUGCAAGUACAGAAUGUUACAUUGAUUCACUGAAGUAACACAACGUUGGAAACAAGCUAUAAGACCUGUAUUUCUAUAGCUAUGUCGAAUAUUGCUGUUUUGAUGUAGACAUGCAAGAUUUAUACACUAGCCUAAAUGGAAUCAUUAAAACAUGGCAUCUUGGCUUUGAUAAAUAUAAGACUUGAAGAAUAUGAUUCAAUAUGAACUGAAAUUGCAUAUAAAGAUGGAUGUUACGUUACUGAGAAAACAAGAGCGCCAAAAGUCUUCAAAAGAAUCUCCCCAGCAAAAAUCAAGUAAAGGUGAAAAAUAUGCCAAGUUUAUUCAACUGAUUGGACGACUUCAACUGCAUUACCAAAGUCAACUCAGUCCAAGUCUUAUCGCAAUGAACAAGUUCACAAAGUCUACCAAGUAUUUUAUCCAAGCGUUAAGAAGUAUCAAACCACAUGAUUCGCAACGUAUCACCUCUCUGCGUAUGGUUCAGAGUGGACUAGCAUCUUGUCGGCUUGAACAUGGCGACAAAAACAGCUGGGUCAUCAUUCUCGAAUCAUUCCUAAUGAACGUCCAAAACUUUCGCAUCUUACGGCAGCAAGUUAAAAUGGAUAUUUUUAUGAAACUUAAGGCAUUACCACAAGAGCUCGAGAACGUUACACAGGCGCGGAGCAGAGGGGAGUUGGAGGUACUAUUAAAUACCUGGUCCACCUUAGUUGACCUGGACCAUGAUCUUUCAAGAUUGGAGCACGCAAGUGUAGUGGAUUAUUCAAAACACUUUCAAAACGAUCUUGACAUGAACUCGGUUAAAGGAGUGCUAAGCCUACUACCAAAGUUAUCAGAUAUACUAAAUAGGAUUGACUUCUUGCUUACAAAAUAUCAAAUGUAGAGCUAUUUAAAAUGUAUAGAGUCAUAUAAGUUAUCGGACAUCGAAUAGGUGCACUAUUUGUUACUUACAAAUUACCAAACGUCGUUAAAGUAUCGAUUUGUAACCAUCAGAGGAGUGAAUGCAGAAUUACGGUACAGUAUCAUGGAAAGAAGCAAUAAAUGGAUAAAUGGGGUUCACGGCAAGAGUGGCGCCAACGGGGGGGGGCGCCCCCCUCCCCGGGGGGAGAGCUUCCUGCUUCCUGCACCCCUUCCUCCCCCCACGUCGGGGAGAAAAACCACAAUUUUUCAGGGAGAAAAUUUUGUAUAGGCCUAUGUAUUUUCUACAUAUUAGUAGAUUCCAAAAUUGAUUAAAUAAGCCUUUGAAACCCCUAAAUUGUCAUAUUUUUCCCCUACAACACUUUCUAGAGAUUUUGAGCGUCGUCGGACCAGGCCUUUUUUGUAUGUAGUUAAUCGAUUUUUGGAGUGUCUGCGCCCGCCGCCAAAAAUUAAAAAAUUAGAAAACUAAAAAAUCGGAGUUUUCAAACUUUUAUCCAAACCUGCGUACUAUAAAAUAAACAAGCUCUCUCUAUGGGCCUAUGUAGAGAGAGAAACGCAAAACCACCAAAGUCGGAGUUUUGGCGGCGGGCGCAGACACUCCGAUUUCGUAAUAACAACUUACCUCGUGUACAUAGUCAUCAACCUGAGAGUGGCUACCCCCACUAUGUGAAGCCGAUAAGCUAAACCCUAAUUCUGCUCUGUAAUAGUUUUUAUUGUUGUUUAACAAUUUAUGUCCGUAAAGAUUGCUAAACGUUUACAUACAGUAUACGCACAACAUGUAAUGUACUCUGCAUCCGUAACUGGAGAAAAAUAUGCAACACCAGGUGGUAGAAGGGAUGUCGUUAUUCCCGAGGAUUAGGAGGCCUAUCUGAUUAUUCUCGAUGGUGGAAAGAAUGGGGUUAUUUUCGAUAAUACUGAGAAUGGGGUAAUUCACAAUUGUGCAUGGAAUGAGGAUAUUCCGAAGAGUAGACCAUGAGGAUAUACUCGAUUGUGAAAAAGAUUUGACAGGGUUACCGAGUGGUGGAGAGGGCGGAGUUAAUUUCGAUGGUUGAAACGGAUGUUUUUCUGGGUGGUCCUGAGAAUGGGGUUAUACACUGUGAUUGAGAGAAAUUGGUUAUUCCAGAUGGGGAACUGGUUGAAAUAGAUUUUUUUUUCUAAGCCCCGCCCCUUGGAUAUUGUUGCUAAGGUAAAACAAAAAAAAGAAGCGACAGGGUAAAAAAAAUACGCAAACACAUUGGUUUAUCUCCAGAAGUCUUACCUGAAAGGUGCUGAUGGAGGUGAAGUAGGCAAAGGAGACUGCUUGGAUGGGUACUUUUUAAAUAUAAUGUGCAUGCUUUAGGCGCAUGGAAGUUUUGUGAAUGACUUCUCAGUUUAAAUAUGUAUUUCAAAAACAGUAAUGCCUACUCCAACGCCCGCCAUACAUUAACCAAGUUGUAUUGAUUAAGUCCUUUAUCACACACAUGAUAUUGUUGAAAUGCAUUAGUUUGCUAAACGUAAAACUUCCUGAAUAGAUAAUAAAAUGUCAGUCAAGUUUAUUGUAAA